Molecule: messenger RNA, 3078 nt
Organism: Symsagittifera roscoffensis
Lineage: Eukaryota; Metazoa; Xenacoelomorpha; Acoela; Convolutidae
Product: innexin-11-like
Exons: 5
Coding region: 1382-3007 (541 amino acids)
Source: RefSeq, a predicted model, not a curated record
CAGCACCACAUAACACCAUAGUGUCUCCGCUGCUGCUUAAAAAAGGGGCGCCAGUUGGCUCUUAACUUAACUAACCAUUCUUCUUUUCCACUUUAAAGGUACACUUACUAAGCCAACUUUUUACUCUCCGUACUUUUACCACUUUCGAGCCUCAUUUCAAAUUCAAAAAGUGAGCUCUGAAGAAAUGGCGGAGCAUAAAAUCACUCAAUGGGGAAAAGAAAGACUGGCAGGAUUGAAGAACAAAGCGGCCGGCGGGAUUUCAUCACUUGUGAGAAAACAGGUAAACUCUUGGUGUAAUUAACCAACAGUGCUGUUGACGCUAACCCACUUAAUAUCACCAUUCAUCAAGCUUCGCUUCAGAUUCCCCGCUACUUUCUACAAUAAGUGGAAGACCAACAACUGAUUUUCAAACUCUAUUUCCAAAGGGUAUCCAUAAACACGUCUGCUGUUCCUGCUAUCUGGCCAAAACAAUACCUACCUUCCUAUAUUUAUCUUCACAGUUUGUUUAUCAAAGAGCGCCUCAUUUUUCAUCUCAUUCCUUCAAUGUCCAUUUUCUGAUUAAAAAUGACCAAAAUGCAAUAUUGAACUUGGGGAAAAAAGUUUCGCGCCUUUACUUUUACUUUGCACUACUUCCGCCCCUGCCUUGAAGAUAUUACUAUCCAAUAUCGGAUAGUAAUAAUAACCAGAAAAAUCAUUACCAUCACCCAACUUUUUCAUACCAACCGGUUUAUGGUUUAUACUAUUUUCUAAUACUGUUUGCUCUACUGAAUAAACAAUGACAUAUGCUAAUGAGUACCAAAAUAUGUAAAACUGGAUAGAAAAAAUUGACGUUUGAACAUUCAAUUUUUGCAUAAGACUCAGCAGAAAUCACUCCACCAUCAAAAAAUUGAAAGUCCAAUGACCAGUGCAAAGUAUUCGGUGAGGUGAAUUGCAUUUGAAAGACCUCAUUUGACUGAUUUGAAAAACGAAAAUAAAAGGCGGAAUGAAUAAUUUCAAAUAAAUUUCUCCACGGCAGAUUAAUGUCAAGAGGCCAAUUUUACAUAGAGCCGAGGAAAAAAGAACCCAAAAACCCAAUAACACCUAUUCUCCCUUCUAAUUUACUACACAUCAUUUCACUUUAUAGCUCACUCACUUUUCUAUGUACUGGAAGACGAAACCAUCAGAGUCAGUAGGAUAUACUCUUACCAAUACUGGCUUCCAUUGAAGCCCAACUUUUCAUUUACUGAACCUCAUCAGCCAACUUAUUUAUCAACCAUUCUCACACAACUUUACUCUCCGUUAAAACUGGUUUUCUUUUCACAUCAAUUUGAAUUUAAUUAAACACUUCAAAUUGAAAAAUUUUGAACGCAAGAUAGACAUAGCUAGAAAUUGAUGUUGAAAGAUGAUCACAGAGAUCAUACAUAGUCUGGGCAACAUCAACAGGGGUCUGGACAGUGACUUCUCAGAUAGACUCAACUUCAGAUACACCAAUGCUCUUCUCAUUGGCUUAGGCUUACUAGUUACAACUCGUCAGUUCGUGGGAGAAGCCAUAAUAUGUUGGUCACCUCAACAAUUUACGGGCCAGUGGGUAACAUAUGCAGACAAUUUCUGCUGGAUCUCAGACACCAUGUACCACGGAGUCAAUGACAGGAGCCAGAAUCUGAGGACCCACUCGCCCUACUCGGGAGGAGAGAGAGUCAUUUACUACCAGUGGACCCCACUCAUUCUAUUCACUAUGUCACUCCUGUUCACAAUGCCUCAUCUUCUCUGGAAAGCAGUUUACGACAACGCUGGUUUCAAUUUCGAAGAAAUCGCAACGAUGGCCAAUUCAUUCGAGACGAUGGUGGACUCAGAGCAAUGGGAGAGUGUGGUUGUGAAAAUCACCAGACACGUGGACAGAUACCUGGAACUGCAGAAGCAACCAGCGCCCUCCUUCUGCGGAAGAGUAAGGGCCAUUCUGACUGGCAAAUGUGUGGUGGAUGUCAGCCGACACAAUGGCAACUACCUGACCAUAGUGUACCCUAUGGUUAAGUGUCUCUUUCUCCUCAAUAUUCUGCUGCAGUAUUACUGUCUUACUUGUUGGAUCGGACAACAGUACUUGUUUUAUGGCUUCACUGUCAUCAUCGAUGUCCUUUACAAAGGGUAUCGUUUUGGGGAUGUGAUCUACAUGUUUCCCCGUGUGACCUGGUGCACAGUGAAGGGGCGUGCGAUAGAGGAGGUGCAUGACUACCACAUGCACUGUGUGCUGCCCAUCAACAUCUUCAAUGAGUACGUCUUCCUCUUCCUCUGGUUCUGGCUCCUCCUCCUCUUCGCAGUCUCCUCCCUCAGUCUCAUCCGCUGGUUCGCCAACUGCACCACCGUCGGGGGACACGACUACAUUCGGAAACACCUGAAGUUCUCGGGCCGACUCCAGUCCACAUCUGAGAAGAAACUCAUGAAGCGGUUCUUGAGAGGGUACCUCAAAUCUGACGGCAUCUUCAUUAUCAAGAUGCUCUCACGGAACACCAGCAGCCUUUUCAUUUCCGAUCUAACGCAGAACCUCUUUGACUUCUACAUCCAGAAGUCAAAAGUCAUCGUCGGGUCGGGAGAUGAGGCCAUGAAGCCGACUCCGAACAAUUCAAAUGAUCGUAAUAGGUCUGAAAAAUGCACAGAUUGUUUUGCGUUGCAUAACUUAGACAGAGGAGAUAGUCCACCAGCUUUACCCCCGAAGGCAAUGACCUUGAAACCCACACGAGAUAUACCCCAACAGCGGAACUACAUUCCAAUACCCGUCCCCUCUCCACCGCCUCACGAUAAUUUUUAUCUGAGAGACAACGGAUGCUCGGGACUGACACUUGGACGCGAUUCAGAGGGAGGGACUAUGAUGAUGCAGAGACGAUUGACAUCAUCGCAGGAACUGACAUUGAAUGAGAAUAAGAUUGGGGUAAACUACAGCAUCAAUGAACGAAGAACAGUGGAUGACUCGCAGCUUAUGAACAUCAUGCCCCCUAACUAUUCCAUGUCCCCCACGAGUAACAAAGGGCCUUGAUGGUCACAGAUCCCAUUUUCAUAAACAAAGCGAAAGUUGAAUGCUAAUUGAACUGGUACUCACAAUUUGAA